GUGGAAAGGAAAAAUAUUUCAAUUCGAGUUCAUAGCAGAUAACAGUUGCGUGAAUUAAAAAAUAAAAAUUUAUUUGUUUAUUUAGUGAUUACCGAGAUAUUGCUAUACAUGUAGUUCUUUUCAAUUCAAUUAUUGCAAGUGAACUUUAGUUUUCUGUGUAAUAAAAUGAAAACACAAUGAAUUUUCUCAAAGGAAUUGGUUUCAGUGUAUUUCAGGGCCUUUCUCUACUAUUUCUUUUAGGCUAUCUAUUGGGUGUCUUGAAUUUACAUUUCAGCGACAAAAAUGAUUAUUGUGAUAUGACAUACAUGUUUGAGUAUCCUCAGUUUGUUCGGAUAACAGUACCGGAAAAUGUUGCAUACCCACAAUACGGCCUGUAUGCUUACAGUGAAGGGAGAUAUACAGAGAGAGCUAGGAAAAUGUGGUUUGAUGGUGUUCCAGUCUUAUUUCUUCCAGGAAAUUCUGGCAGCCAUAUGCAAGCAAGAUCUCUUGCAUCAGUAGCAUUGAGAAAAGCACUUGGCAAUAAUUAUGAAUACCAUUUUGAUUUUUAUACAAUAAGUUACAAUGAAGAAUUGUCUGGAAUAUAUGGUGGUGUGCUCCAAAGUCAGACUAAGUUUGCUGCAGCUUGCAUUUCAAAAAUUUUAAGUUUAUAUAAGAGUAACAAAUACACAAAAAGUGUUCCAACAUCUGUUAUUCUCAUUGGCCAUUCUAUGGGUGGACUUAUUACAAAGAGACUGAUGGCAUAUCCAAGCACACUUGACAAAACUACUAUAGCAAUCACUUUAGCAGCUCCACUUCAGGCCCCUGCGUUAAAUACAGACUUAGCCAUGAAUGAUUACUAUAAGCUCAUGGAGUUUGAAUGGGAUAUCUAUAUAAACAGCAAUGAAUCCAUUCAAGACAAGAAGAUGAUGAUUAGUUUUGGUAAUGGUCCCAGGGAUUUGCUGAUGCCAUCUGCUCUGACAUUAUCUAAUGCCAGCUAUGUUAAUGCAUUGAGCACUGCGGUUCCUGGUGUGUGGGUGUCGCCAGACCAUGUCAGCAUUGUUUGGUGCAAACAACUAGUUAUGGCUAUAAACAGAUUUUUGUUUGCCAUCAUAGAUCAGCGCACAGACCAGAUAAGCGAAAACAGACAGAUAUGGAUGUCAAAGGCUAGGCAAUUUUUUGAGGCAAAUAGAUCCAUGAUAUUAAACCCAGAUAUUCCUCGUGGUAAUACUACAAUGCUUGCAGAUGCUUUCUGGUAUGAAGACAGUAGAAGAAUCUAUCAAAUAUCACGACCGGAAAUUGACAGAAUGACAUAUCUGAUGAUAAGGCUCGUUAGUUUCCCACAAAACAGAUUUGUGGCCAUAGAAGCUGUAAAUGUUGACGACAAGGACUGGAUUUUCGGAUGUAACGCAAUGUACACAUACGGCACAUACAGAUAUUGCAAACAUGCGACGGCUCUAUCUGAAUUGACUCGUUGGACAAGUGCAGCUACUGCUUUUGGAAAACGAAAGCUGGCUACUAUACAUCUCCACAGUCUCAAAGACUUGCAUCAUGAUUGGACACAUGUAGUAGUAAAAGUAUCACCAACUAGAAAACCGAUAAUUUUGAAUGUUGAUGUGAACGACCACGCAUCGAGGCAGAUACUAGUUGAUUUACCGUCCGAUUAUUCGUUCGAAAACACUGUAGUAAUACAUGAGACUGAACCAAAUAGUUUGUACUAUGAACUCCUACUUCCCGGUUUUACUGCAGUGCACCAAUCGUAUUUACUGUACGUAGAGCCGACCGCCAGUUGCAAGGCGAGCCAAUAUCAUGUUUCUGCGGAAUUUCACGUGCCUUGGGCAAAGAAUUAUGAGUACAGUCACUUUUACACUCAUACGAAACGAUCGCCGAUGAAACUUCGCCUAUACGUCAGUAAUCCGAAUGUGACAUCUGGAGGGGAACACCAGCCAGUGAAAGUAACAUUGCUUCUGGAUCCCCAAUGCACUUUUUCUAUUAGCAUAUCUCAGAGUUGGUAUCUACGUUUAGCACAAUUCGCACGAAACUAUACAACGGUACUGGUACCGUAUGUAGCUGCAAUAGUACUACUCGCAGUGAGAUGCAGCUUUCUGCACUUUAGGGAGCAUGGAUCAUGCUUAUCAAUGCACAGUGCUUUGAAGAGCGAAGGUGUUAAACCGUACUACGCAUUGGUUUUUGCGAGACUGGGUGCUAUGGUGUUCAUGUCAAUUCCUAUGUUAGCAUUUUUAUUCGAGAACGCUAGCUGGAAAAAUCUGGAGCUUCAAUAUUUUCUGCGGUCAUUGCUUGUGUUGCCAGUCUACAUGACUGCUCUGGGAAUAUUGAAUGUCGGUGCAGCCGCUCUAUUGGCAGUUAUGGUGUUCUCUUCGCAGUUGGCCCAUAGAUUGUUGUUCAGAAUAAUGUGGCGUGGUGGGCCUGCACUCGCUGAGAGAGUAGCAUCGGGUUUGCAGAAAGUGCCGAUGGUAGUUAGCGCGACGCUAGUGUGCGCUGUACCUUUAUCGUGUGGAGCCGCGUCGUUGGCCGCGGGCGCAGCCUUUUACGCAUUUAUGAUUUCAAAAAUGUAUGAAGAAUACCUAGAAGAUUAUGUGUACAAAUUGAUGGCAAAGGUUGCGUCUAGAGUCUGUCGAAUGUUUAAAUCUACUAAACAAGAUAUUAAGAAUGAAUCUCAAACUGGGGUUGAAUCUAAUCAAAUCGUGGUUAGUAAUCAUGCAACUACCUCAGAAAAUAAAGAUAAUGUGAAAGAUAAUACUGUUGAACAACAUGAUGACAAAAAUAACAAACAUCUAAACAUAGUAAAUGCUGAUAUUAAAACAGUAGUUGAGGAUAGUAAAGAAUUGGUUGUUAUAAAACCUCAAGAAAAAGCAAAUGAGAACAAAGAAGAAAAAUGUGAUGAAAAGUCUAGAAGAGGAAAACAAAGUGGUGAUAGUAAUAUGGAUGAAGACUUAAAUAACUUGAAUUUUCAUGUAAUGAUGUUCAUUAUGUGGAUUUGCGUGACUCUGGUGAAUGUGCCAGCUCUGUUGACGUGGGCGAGAAACUUUAAAUUUAGUAUGGUAUUAAAACCGGAUACAUCAUACCACACUGGCUUUAUUAUGUCUGCAUGUUCAGCCUGUAUAUGGCAAAUGGAAGGGCCAAGAAGAAAUUUGAGAUAUUAUGAACCUGUAGCUGCUCUACUUUUCACAAUGGCAGUAUUUAUCCUGGCCCUGGGUCCGUUAUCCUUGACCAUUGUUAAUUAUGGUAUAACUUUCAUGUUUGCUGUUAUUACAAUCCAACAGUUAUGUGAUAGAGAAGAAGAAGAUCCUGUUUCUUCUGAAGGUACUGCAAGUACAGAUGAUGAUGGACAAGGCAUUAAUGAAGGGGCAACUGAAAAUGUAGAAAACGAAAAUAACAAGAAAAAAGGCGGAAUUGAUAAAGAAGAAAGCAAGAAUUCUAAUAAUAAGGAAAAUACCAAAGAUAAUGGAAACCCAAGCAACGAAGCUGAAACCAACAAAACUGAUGAAGAUUGUGAUGUAUGUAGUGAAAGCAGAAUAUAUGGAGCAUUUAAACGUUUAAGGGAUAAGUUUAGCUUUAGUGAAGACUCUUGAUAAACUAAGCAAAAUACGAAGUCUAGUCUCCCUGGAAUACUUACAUAUCUUUUGCACCACAUUUGUGGGUAUUUGAACACCCACAGUAUUUAAAUAGAUAUUUUUUGAAAUUGUAAUAUUGAGAUUGAAUUUGUUUGUUGAACUGAAUAAUUGGUCUUUGUGAUUUUGCUCAAUUAUUUAUCAAAAGCAGUGUUAAUCAUUAACUGAUUAUUAGAGAUCAGAUAAUCGUGUGCAUAUUUACCUAAAUUUGAGAUGUUGGAUAUUAUGGAAAGCACCUUUUUAUCAAAAAAGUGAUUAUGGGCAAUGUAAGUGUAUACUCCGUGAUAUGUAAUAAACCCAGUUUGACACAAAUGACAGUUGCACUGUUACAACAUAAUAUGGUUAUCUUAAUGGGUAAAUAAAUUUAUAUUCAUUUAUGUUUUCUAAUUAAAUAACCACACUACCAUUUAAGAGAAAUGGUACACACACCUCAUGCCUACACACAUACUUGAAUAGGAAACUAAAAUAUAACUUUAAGUAAGUAAACAUCCGAUUAGUUAUACAAUCCCAGAAUUUCAUUUUUAAUAAAAAUAUCCUAAACAGCUUCUUCCAUAAUUUUUUAGCCAAAAAAUUGUUUAGGUAAAUAUACAUCUGAUUAUCUGGUCAGAAUGUGGCUGAUUACAUUCAAAAUGUAGUUUUAUUUAGUUGAACAUUCUUCAAUAUCCCAAAUUCUUCAGAUUUUAUGAAUUUACUAAAUAAAUCAUCAGUCAUACUAUCAAAAUGUGUUUGACUAAGUUUUAUUUCAUCCAAAAAUUAAUUAAUUUAUAAUCAUUUGACAAUUAUAAUAAACUGGUAGACCUGUACAUUAAAAAUAUAUAAAAACACCUUUAAUACAGUAUCUACCAGUAUUUGAAGUACAGAUAAGUCUGAUUAUAACAAAUAAAAAGCAGAGACUGGGUGUGAAGUUAGUUUUAUUUAGAUGUAUUGAUUUAGCUUUGGAGUAGUUAAAUAACUAAAUGUCUUAUUAGCUAUAUUUAUUUAAGAGAUACAAUUCACAGAUGUGUAUAAGAUAAUCAUUUCUUCCCUUUCUUGCCUGUAGGUUUGUCCUCUGUAGUUUUCGGAUUUUGCCAGGUUAGUGGGUUGCGACGAUACAUAGGCCAUGGUGGAACAGUCAGGAUUGCAGCAAGAAUAAACCCGGCUCCCAAAAUAUACACUGACUGCGAGAAUUGUUGAACAAUAUAGCCCCAAACAAAUCCGACAAUACUGAAUAAUGUAAUAAUGGCUUUAUAUAACUUCUCAGCUUUAGCUUGACCAACAUAAUCAAUAUGGGUGGGAAGAGAACUGAAGAAAUCCAUUUUCUCGCGUAGCUAUUAAAAUCUUUUCUUGAUUAAAUGCUGGAUAGGAAAGUUAAAAGUUUUUGGACACCUUAACACCUUUCGUCUUGUCAAAUUGAUAUUGUAAUGCUGGCACUACUUAGCUAUUCGUGUUUGGUGUUUGUGAACUUGACAUUAGUCUAUCCUUUUCAUUCCCUAUAUAGCAUGAUAUAGUAGACUAUUGUCAAGUUUACAAAUAGCAAAUACGAGUAGCCAAGUGGUGUGCCGGCAUCAACGUCAAC
Messenger RNA from Chilo suppressalis (striped riceborer), 5163 nucleotides. Lineage: Eukaryota; Metazoa; Arthropoda; Insecta; Lepidoptera; Crambidae. The record is from the annotation of a GenBank genome assembly.